AUGGACUUCCUCGGCGUAAACGGGUUCUUGUUGACCCUCUGCACCAUCCUCAACCAGGAGAUCCAUGGUUUGUCGCUGUGGGCCCCUGAUUGUGGGUCAUGGGGCAUUCCCGCACGAUCCACAUCAGGGCGAAGUUACAUGAAUCCCUUAGGCCACCAUGCAUACAAGUUUGUCUCAAGGGCCAAUACCAUGGUCAGCAGGCUUGUUCUUUGCCUCAUGCUUUGUUUGAGCCGGAAUUUGAAGUUCCUGGUCGAACAACCUCAUCAAUCCCUACUUUAUAUGCACAAUCGGUGGCAAUACCUGGCAAACCGGGUUGCGUGGGUGUUCCAGACCUUCUUUUGGAUGCAGUUGCAUGGAGGCUCAUCACCGAAGAGGACGGUGUUUAUGGGGAAUGUCAGGAGCAUUGACCGUCUCAAUAAGGGCAAGCUCACAAAAUCAGUCCGGACAAAGAAAACAAAGAUUAAGACAACUCGUAAGUACAUUGACAAGAGCGGCCAGCGUAGAUUUGUUGGUGACAAGAAGCAGCUCAAGGCUACUCAGGCUUAUCCCAGCGGUCUGGGUGAGAGCAUCCACGAGAUGUAUCAAGAAGAGCUCACGCGUCAUCCCCGCGGCGACUUGCGAUUCCGGAUUGUGCCAGAUCCAGAGAAGACUGAUCUUGAGCUUUUCUUGAACAUGGAGCUCGCGGACACCUGGCCUGAUGCUGACCUGAAAGACACCUUCGAUUUCCUCAUGGGUUGCAAGCACACCAGGACAUGCAAUUUAGCUAACGCUGAAAGUGAGAAACCUCAGAAACCCGACUAUGUGACAGGUCCCCUGUUCAUGCAAAGGAAUUCAUCCCUCUCCCCUCCCUCCCUGGGUUCGUUUCUGGCUUUCGGUGCCACCUGCCCGAAGGAUUCCAAGUGA
Messenger RNA from Durusdinium trenchii, 903 nucleotides. The record is from the annotation of a GenBank genome assembly. NCBI's taxonomy places the organism in Eukaryota, Dinophyceae, Suessiales, Symbiodiniaceae.